AUGUGGUUCGCGUUCACAAAACAACAUUGUCAUCUCGCAACUAAGGUUGUGAGCGCGAAGCCUUCCAAGUCCGAAACCCGUCGGACCGUCGACAUCCUCUUCGUCCACUGUCCCGCCGGCGGUGAAACAUCGCGUAUCACCAGCCUGGCCAUCUUCGACAGAGGCGAGUCGCUCUACCGUACUGAACACCCGCUCGAGUCUCCCCAGCCAGUCAACGGGCAUUCGGCCAUCCUAGCCAACAGGUCCUGGGAGCCUCUCGUGGACCGUCUGAACAAACUCCAAAUCGAGUGGGAUCCAUCCACCCGCGCCAUCUUUUACCCCCGGGCUGAGGUUGAGGCCCUCAUCACUGCGGAAGAAACUCUGACGAACGACGAAAUCGACGAGUAUGCCUUGCGCGUCUGCCGAGACACACUCCCCGACGGCACCCAUGUCAGCUACAAGAGAACCUUUGCCAUCUUGCUUCUCUUCCGCCGGGGCUACGACAUUGUCUUGUUUGUCGACGUGCGGAUCCAUGACGCAAAGCUCCCUCUCGAAAAGGUUACAGUCCAAGGCAACGUGAGGAUGCGCCACGAAAGCGACGUCGGGACUGACCUCCCUUGCCUACGCCACUGGGAUACCACGGCCCACAGGGAUUUCGGCGAGAAGCAGUGGAGUAUGCUUGCACCCUUCCUGGCCAAAGGCAACCGUCGACGCGCUUGGUUCUACCAGCUCUCCGAAAGGGACAUCCUCCCGUGGACCAGCAAAGAAGUUUCUGUGCGCGAGGGAGGCUAUGGCUCCAUAUCCAAGGUCAAGAUCUAUUCAGGCCAUCAUAACUUUGACGGGGGCAAUGGUUUCUUUGCCGUCAAAGAGUUCAAGCCUAAGGCCACGCCAACCUCCGGAACGGACCUGUCGGAAAGCUUUGAGCGCGAGAUUGAGAUCCUCAUGCGAUUCUCUGGUGACGUCCACCCACACCUGAUAUCACUUCAGGCGGCUUACCGGCAAGGUGACACUUACUGUGUCAUCCUGCCCUGGGCAGAUUGCGACCUUAAGUCUCUUUGGAAGAGAAGCUCGCUCGGAGACCCCUUGCACAAGCCCAACCUCGUAUGGAUGCUGGGUCAGUGUGUGGGAAUAGCCAGCGGCCUGAACAGAAUCCAUCGCUACACAAGCACCGAAACCGCGACGGAUGAAGAGGCCGAUGCUUCGCCACGCAACAACAAGAUCUAUGGCCGGCACGGAGACAUCAAGCCGGAAAACAUCCUCCUAUUCCGCGACCAUCAGAACUCCCAAGACCUGGAGUGCGACAUGGAGAAACGCACCGUAUCCAGAUCCUUUGACAUCUGGUCGCUCGGGUGUGUCUUGCUGGAAUUCGUUGCCUGGUACCUUGGCGGCUGGGACUUGGUCAGCGAAUUCGUCACUUGCCGCAAGACGACGAACCCUCUCUACGCCGGCUGGCUGGUCGAUGAUUUCUUUGAGAUCAUCAGACACGAGCAAACAUCACUCGGAACCGUAUAUGUCCGGGUAAAAUGCGAAGUCCAUGAUUUCGUUCACAACAACCUGCACGCUCACCCAAAAUGCCCGAAGCCAGUUCAAGAUCUCCUGGACUUCGUUAUGGAGAGGAUGCUAGUCGUCGAGUCAAGGGGUAUUAGGAAGCGAGCUCAAUGUGGCGAAGUUGACGCGACCCUCCAAGCCAUCUACCACGCGGUUGAGGAUAGCAACCUCCAGACGCUGACGGCCCAGCCCCGGUCAAAGGUGAACAACCUCCCGGAAGCGGUCGAGAUGUCCCCCAACACAAUGGCAAGGCGGAUUGCGCUGCACAGGUAUGCGGAGCUUCCCACGCAUACUGGCGAUACUCGUACAAUCUUCCCCUAGUUUGUUCGUUAGUGUUAAUUAGACUUUGAGACCAGGGUCAACCUCAAUACUGCGAUCGUAGCUGAUAUGGAGGUACUUGGGAGGUAUAUGAUGUAUUUGGGCAGGGGCUCACGAUGG
Molecule: messenger RNA, 1965 nt
Organism: Chaetomium strumarium
Lineage: Eukaryota; Fungi; Ascomycota; Sordariomycetes; Sordariales; Chaetomiaceae
Product: kinase-like domain-containing protein
Exons: 7
Coding region: 1-1848 (615 amino acids)
Biological process (GO): peptidyl-serine phosphorylation; peptidyl-threonine phosphorylation
Molecular function (GO): ATP binding; protein serine/threonine kinase activity
Source: RefSeq, a predicted model, not a curated record